Gongylonema pulchrum is the source of this 399-nucleotide messenger RNA. Lineage: Eukaryota; Metazoa; Nematoda; Chromadorea; Rhabditida; Gongylonematidae. The record is from the annotation of a GenBank genome assembly.
AUGUCGCCGGAGUAUUGUCGCUUGGUAAUCGAGUCAACAACCAAUGAAUUUGUGGUCUUCGAAAUGGUUCAAAAUUUUGUUUCAAACAUCUUCCGACAAUGGGUCCUGCUCGAAGCUCCUCUUGUUCGACAGUGUUUUGAAUAUUUCUUUUCUGGAGCUGUACGCCAUUUCAGGGGUUCAAAGCUACUUCGCACGGAAAUGUUACGGGCCUGCGCGAAACUCCUCAAACGAUCAAUUUUUGAUUCGAAAGCAUGCGAUGCAACUACGCUGGAUCAGACAGUUCACUUCUUAAUUGCAAAUGAAGAUCCAGACCUUGUAAGUGUUAUCUUCCUGAAUCUUCUAAAGCUGUUGGAUCAUCUGGAUUUGGGUAUUUUUGCGUCCGGAUUUCGUUACGCUUGA